AUUUAUAGUUUUCGUGGAAUAAAUUCUUUAUGAAACUUCAGGGAUAGAAUAGACGUUUUUCUGGAAGACAGUUGUGGAACAGAACAACUGACAUUUUCAGGAGAAAGUUUUCAUCUAAUCCCCAAACCAGCCAGCAUGGAUCCUGAUGGCACUGAGCAAGGUCCCGAACAGACGGAGUCCUCGCCCGUCUGCGUGGGCACAGAAGUCGACCUCCAGAGACGGGAACGGAUGACGGCUGUCGUCCAUGACAGGGAGGUGGUCAUUUUCUACCACAAAGGAGAGUACCACGCCAUGGACAUUCGCUGCUACCAUUCAGGAGGGCCUCUGCACUUGGGGGACAUAGAGGACUUUGACGGGCGACCAUGCAUAGUCUGUCCCUGGCAUAAAUACAAGAUCACUCUGGCAACAGGAGAAGGACUGUACCAGUCGAUAAACCCCAAAGAUCCCACAGCUAAACCCAAGUGGUGCUCCAAAGGAAUAAAGCAGAGGAUUCACCUGGUGACGGUGGACCAGGGGAAGAUUUAUGUGACACUUUCCAAGGAACCUUUUAAAUGUGACUCUGACUUUUAUGCCACUGGAGAUUUCAAAGUAAUUCGGAGCUCUUCCUGAUUAAAAAAAAAAAAGUGUGACAAGGAGAAAUGUGUAUGUUUGAAAUGUUAGGAUUACUUUGUUUCAACACCAGAGUUCUUUUUUUCCAACAUAGGCACAACUGUAACUUACUUUUUAAAAAAAAUCACAGAAAACAGAGAUAGUAAAGUGCUUGGGUACUUGG
This is a messenger RNA of Ochotona princeps (American pika), 772 nucleotides long. It is a transcript of the gene RFESD, whose product is annotated as Rieske Fe-S domain containing. NCBI's taxonomy places the organism in Eukaryota, Metazoa, Chordata, Mammalia, Lagomorpha, Ochotonidae. The record is from RefSeq and is a predicted model, not a curated record. Gene Ontology annotation, molecular function: 2 iron, 2 sulfur cluster binding. The transcript is spliced from 4 exons. The coding region runs from base 136 to 609 and encodes 157 amino acids.